CACAGCGGAUGUGAGGCAGCAAGGCGACGGCUUGGAGAGCCCUUGUGGGAAUAUUGCUUAUGCUUCGGCGCGCUUUAAAGACUCUUGCAGCCACUCCGGUCACGCGCGCGCGCGCGGGCGGAUCGCCCUACUCGAUUUGAAUUUUGUCUUUUCUCGCCGGUGAAGUUUUUCCCCCCCCCGCCACCCCCCUCCAACCAGCCGCUCGAAUGUAUAGCAUGAUGAUGGAGACCGAUCUCCACUCUCCCGGCCUCCAGACUAACGCGGCCGGGGGGCAAACGGGGCCCAACGCGGGCUCCAAGGCGAGCCAGGAGCGGGUGAAGAGACCCAUGAACGCCUUCAUGGUGUGGUCCCGCGGCCAGCGCAGAAAGAUGGCGCAGGAGAACCCCAAAAUGCACAACUCCGAGAUCAGCAAGAGGCUGGGGGCCGAGUGGAAGGUGAUGUCCGAGGCGGAAAAGCGGCCCUUCAUCGACGAGGCCAAGAGGCUGCGGGCCAUGCACAUGAAGGAGCACCCGGAUUACAAGUACCGGCCCAGGCGGAAGACCAAGACGCUCCUCAAGAAGGACAAGUACUCGCUGGCCGGCGGUCUGCUCUCCGGAGCCGGCGGCGGCGGAGUAGGCUUGGGUGUCGGCAUGGCGUCCUCCUCGGCGGGCCAGAGGCUGGAAAGCCCGGGGGCGCCCCACGGAGGCUCCGCGGGUUCCGGCUACGCGCACAUGAACGGCUGGGCCAACGGCGCCUACCCGGGCCAGGUGGCCGCCGCCGCGGCGGCCGCUGCCAUGAUGCAGGAGGCGCACCUCGCCUUCGGCCAGCACCCCGGCGGGGGCGCGCACCACCUCAACCACCACCACCACCACGCGCACCCUCAUGGCCACCACGCGCAUCACCAUCACCACCACGCGCACAAUCCGCAGCCCGUGCACCGCUACGACAUGAGCGCGCUCCAGUACAGCCCCAUCUCGAACUCGCAGAGCUACAUGAGCGCGUCCCCGUCCGGCUACGGCGCCCUCAGCUACACGCAGCACCAAGGCUCCGGCGUGUCCUCUUCCUCCUCCUCCUCCUCUUCGUCCUCCUCCGCCGUCGCCUCUUCCAUGGGCACGCUGGGCUCGUUGGUCAAGUCGGAACCCAGCGUGAGCCCCCCGGUGAGCGCGGGCCCUCACGCGCGGGGCCCCUGUCCCGGGGACUUGCGGGAGAUGAUAAGUAUGUACUUGCCCACCGGGGAGCCGGCGGACCCCGCCAUGCAGAGCCGGCUCCACGCUUUGCCGGCGCACUACCAGAGCGCGGCGGCCGGAGUGAAUGGGACGGUCCCGCUCACACACAUCUAAUUCAAUUCGAACCCGUCAUUGGAAGUGCAACGGAACACAUAACCAAAUAUUUACCUCUUUUCUAGCCCCCCCUCCCUCCUCCCUCCUUGCAAGAACUACCUGUAUUUUGUAUAGAGUGUUUAUCACAUGUAAAUGAAGGCUCUUCUUUUUUCCCGUUUUUUUUGUUGAGGAGGGGGCAUAAAACUACUGACAUUUUUUGGUUAUCGUGCUAUUAAAUCAUCGUUUCCAGUCUAAUUUACGCCUGGUGCACCUCGGGCUCCCCCCCCCCCCCCCCCCCCCCGUUAACUGUAAGUUAUUACAAAAUGUCAAGACAAUAAUACAGAAAGUGCUUUAAAAGAAGUGGGUCUAAAAGGAAUCCUCUUUUUAAACUUUAAAGCGUUUGUGUUCCAACCCCUCGUUUUAUUGUUGUAACACUCUUAUUAUUGUAUAAUUGUGAAUAAUUUUAAUAUUUGAAAGAAGGAUGACUUGGCAACGUGCUCUUGUAAUUUAUGUGCUUUUCUGCAAGUGAAAAGCCCGGAUUUACUGCAAUGAUUAAAAAAAAAGAA
Hippocampus zosterae (dwarf seahorse) is the source of this 1864-nucleotide messenger RNA. It is a transcript of the gene sox1a, whose product is annotated as SRY-box transcription factor 1a. The transcript has a single exon. NCBI's taxonomy places the organism in Eukaryota, Metazoa, Chordata, Actinopteri, Syngnathiformes, Syngnathidae. The coding region runs from base 207 to 1319 and encodes 370 amino acids. The record is from RefSeq and is a predicted model, not a curated record. Gene Ontology annotation, biological process: anatomical structure morphogenesis; regulation of DNA-templated transcription; cell differentiation. Gene Ontology annotation, molecular function: RNA polymerase II cis-regulatory region sequence-specific DNA binding; DNA-binding transcription factor activity, RNA polymerase II-specific.